AUGUGGAAAACAGUUGAUCUUUCUUUGUAUCCAGCUAAAAACUCAUAUCAUGUCUGGAAGAAGUUCUUUCCAAGCUAUGAACUUUAUCCAGUGUACAAAUCUUAUCUUUACUCGAUUGAACGUACUGAUCUUACAAGAUUGAUCAUUCUGCAUUCGUUUGCCGAAAUAUAUGCUGAACUUUCGAAUGUUGUUUAUCUGUUGACAAAUUUCGCUUCUUUCAUUCGACGACAAACGAUUCGUCAACAUCUGGAUCAUCUUAAGAAUGAAUGGCAGUACUUUUACACUCAUUCUUCUUCCAUCAAUCGAAUUCAGAAAACGAUCGUUCUCUUACAACAAGUACAUCUUGUCAAUGAAGUCCAAGAAAAGAAAAUUCAUUUUCUGGACGUUGGUUUUGACAAAAUUAGCUUCAAUCAUUUCAUUUAA
Messenger RNA from Adineta ricciae, 423 nucleotides. Lineage: Eukaryota; Metazoa; Rotifera; Eurotatoria; Adinetida; Adinetidae. The record is from the annotation of a GenBank genome assembly.